Physeter macrocephalus (sperm whale) is the source of this 396-nucleotide messenger RNA. RefSeq names its product izumo sperm-egg fusion protein 4. NCBI's taxonomy places the organism in Eukaryota, Metazoa, Chordata, Mammalia, Artiodactyla, Physeteridae. The transcript is spliced from 4 exons. Bases 22 to 396 code for a protein of 124 amino acids. The record is from RefSeq and is a predicted model, not a curated record. Gene Ontology annotation, cellular component: nucleus.
GGCGGCGGGCGGGGGUGGGCCAUGGCCCUGCUGCUGUGCCUGGCCUUGACAGCGGCGCUGGCCCGCGGCUGCUUGCACUGCCACGGCAACUUCUCGGAGAAAUUCUCCUUCUACCGCCAUCACGUGAACCUCAAGUCCUGGUGGGUGGGCGACAUCCCCGUGUCGGGCUCGCUGCUCGCUGACUGGAGCCAGGACACAAUGAAGGAGCUGCACCUGGCCAUCCCCGCGGAGAUCACCCGGGAGAAGCUGAACCAAGUGGCGAACGUCGUGUACCAGAGGAUGGAUCAACUGUACCAGGGGAAGAUGUAUUUCCCUGGGUAUUUUCCCAACGAGCUGCGAGCUAUCUUCCGGGAGCAGGUGCACCUCAUCCAGAAUGAAGUCGUCCAUUUCCUCUAA